Messenger RNA from Pipra filicauda (Wire-tailed manakin), 8481 nucleotides. RefSeq names its product ubiquitin specific peptidase 49 (gene USP49). NCBI's taxonomy places the organism in Eukaryota, Metazoa, Chordata, Aves, Passeriformes, Pipridae. Bases 2283 to 4373 code for a protein of 696 amino acids. The transcript is spliced from 7 exons. Gene Ontology annotation, molecular function: cysteine-type deubiquitinase activity; zinc ion binding. The record is from RefSeq and is a predicted model, not a curated record. Gene Ontology annotation, cellular component: cytoplasm. Gene Ontology annotation, biological process: protein deubiquitination.
UGGGGCAGCCACAGCUUCUCUGGGCAACACAAACACGAAAAGCAUGUUUUGAUUUUAAAGACAAACAUUCUAGACUUAGAAUGGUAUUAAUUACACCGAAAAAAAUCCAUGUUAACAGUGUGCUGUUCUUAAAAGAAAAAGAAAGUUAAAUCAGCUGUUUAUUCACUGGAGUUGUGAGAAACAGCCCUUAGCUUGGAUUUAAUGAUGUUUAAUCAUUCUUUCAGAAACACAAAGGAGGUACUAAAAGCUGUUCAGCUGAGCUAUAAAGAACUAAAAGCUAUAACUCAGAUUCAAAAGUGAUUUAGUUCCAGAGGUAAGUCCAUAAUCCGACCAGUCAUGAGUUAAUCUGUCAUCAGACUAAGACUAGAAGCAAAUCUAUUUAACUAAGAAUAGUUAAUUCACCUGAAUCAGAGCAAGGCUGAAGAUCCUUCUCACAAGAGUUUAUUUUGAGAAAAUAUAAUAUUCAUGCUAGAGAGUAAAAAUAGUGAGUGGCUUUCAAAGGGAAAAAACGUGCUUUGGAAUUUGCACUGCUCUUCUUCUGCACUUUUGAGGAUGGUUUGACCUGCUGGUUGGACACAGUGGAAGUGAGGCAGCGAAUAAGGAAGAAAAUACCCUGUUUAUCAUAAAAUUGGAGGGGUUUAGGAGCAGCUUUUUGUGGCAUCAAACCCAAAUUCACCUCUCCCUCUUUGCUUUCCUUGUCCUGUUGUUCCAUCUCAAGGCAAAUUGAAGGGAUGAACUCUAACCUCUUAGUAGGAUAAUUUAUUAAAAUAACAGCUGCUCUAGAAUCGGGCCUGGGUUGAUCUUCAGUUCUUAAGGAAGAUUAACAACCUGAGGGUUCACAAAUGGGGUUCUCAGUUCCGACCUCGUGCUGUGGGGAGGACAAAGGCACCCCUCAGAUCCUGCCUGGAAUUCCUAAAAAAAAAAAGGAUUUUGGCCAGAACAGGAUUCAAAAUAUUCAAAUUAGGAAUAAUUCCAUGGGGGGGGGGGGGAAGGUGCAUUUGGGCAAGUGAAAUUCUCCCUCAUGUGACAGAAACAGAGGCGUGAACCCCGUGUGAGGCUGGGAAGGUUUGGGACUGAAAACACAAAUCUUAGUUUUGUUGAUGCCACUUCAGGUCCCCGUUUGCACACUGAGGAAGAGGAGGGUUUGCUGGAUAAAUUUGGUUUUCCCAGCACAAAACAGGCCCAUCAGUCGAGCAGGGGAAGAGGAUGUGUAAAUCCCUCUAAUUCUUUGUUGACAAGAAAACAGAGGAGCCCUUGGUCGAGCCCCAUGGUCUGAGUGUGGGGGGUCAGAGAUUUGCUAUUUCCAGAGCUGGGGAUGUGGGAAUGCUUAUGGAUACUAUACAGAUAAAUACCAUGGAGCAUCCUGGGCUGAUGUCUGGGGUUUGUUAGUCAGACAAAUGAAAUAACAAAGUCCUGGCUGCAUUUGGAUAAAUUGGUCGCUGUGUUUCGCUCCAUCGACCCAUUUAUACAUUUAUAUAUAAAACCCAGAGAAAAUUUAUUGCUGUUCUGUCUCACUCAUUUGGGGUUAAAAAAAAAAAACCCACCAAUAAAUUGAUUGGCAAGUGAAGGAGAAGGAAAUGAUGGAGAGGUGUGUCAAAACCCUUCGUUAUUUUUGUCUUGUUGUAAUCGCUGCUCCUCAAACAUAUUAGAGGCACCUUCCCUGCUUAAACCACAGCCUGUGGAAUAUUGCACUUCUAUUUAAUGCUCUUUGCCUGUUCAUUAUGGCUGUGAAGAUAAUAAGGCACAGCCUGCUGGGGUUGUCUGGUGCUUUAUUGCUCUGGAGAUGGCUCUGACAUAUUCGUUUGACUGAUGGCUCUCGGCGCUGUAUCAGCUGCGGUUUGGGGUGGGUUUGUUAAUAGUCUGUCGGAGAUUCUGCCAAGAUGGAUAUGAAUUAAAAUGUGGGAGGAAGAACAGCAGAGGACUACCCAGAACUUAGCAAGUCUUCACUCUGUGCCGUAAUCCCUCUUUGUGUCUGUCACAAAGGGAUCCUGGAGGAGGCUGUUAUUCCGCUGAAUCCCGGGGCUGCUCACGGAUCCCUGCGGCAGCGCCAGGACCCCGACGCGCCGGAGCUGCCAAACUUCCCCUCGUCCCUGGGCCACCGAGGGCUCUGGGGCUUUGAAGAUGGGCUGCCUUGCAGUGAAGACUUAACUGGUAAUUAAAUUCUCCCAGAAGCGCCAGGACUGCCGUGGACCAUGGGGCUGCCCCGUGCCCGGGAUGCUGCGUGGCGGAGGAAAGGAUGUGUGACCAGGACUGCGUCAGAGCGGCGACGACUCCUGUGAGACAUGGAUAGAUGCAAACAUGUCGGGCGGCUACGACUCGCCCAGGACCACUCGAUCCUGAACCCCCAGAAGUGGCAGUGCGUGGACUGCCAGACCACGGAGUCGCUCUGGGCCUGCCUCAAGUGCUCGCACGUGGCGUGCGGGCGGUACCUGGAGGAGCACGCGCUGCGCCACUUCCAGGAGACGCGGCACCCGCUGGCCAUGGAGGUGCAUGACCUGUACGUGUUCUGUUACCUGUGCCAGGACUACGUGCUCAACGACAACCCCGAGGGGGACCUGAAGCUGCUGCGGAGCUCGCUGUCGGCCAUCCAGGGCCAGCGGCGGGAGCCCCUGGCGCGCAGCGGGAGGACCCUGCGCUCCAUGGCGCUGGGCGAGGGCGCGCGCGGCCGCCGCGGGAGCCCCCCGGGGCAGUCCCAGAUGCUCACGGCGCUCUGGCACCGGCGCCAGGCCCUGCUGGCGAGGGCGCUGCGGACCUGGUUCCACAAGAGCUCUCGGGGGCAGCUGAAAUUGCAGCAGGAGAGGCAAAUGGAGGAGCUGGAGAAGAAGAAGGAGGCGGCUCGGCGGCGGCGGCAGGAGAUGAAGAGGCAGCUCCUGGAGGAGCUGGCGAACACCCCCCCCAGGAAGAGCGCGAGGCUGUUGUCUCACGUGCACGGGGAGAACUUGAUUCCAAGGAAAUUCAGGGAGGUGGCCUCCUCCCCUACCUCAAGGCAGGUGCAGAGCAGCAGGUUCAGACAGUUCUACUCCAUCCGGCGCCAGCCCCUCAUGACCCCCGGGGUCACGGGGCUGAGGAACCUGGGGAACACGUGUUACAUGAACUCCAUCCUGCAAGUGCUGAGUCACCUCCAGAAGUUCAGAGAAUGUUUUUUGACACUUGAUCUCUGCGAAACAGAAGAACUCUUGGCUAAAACUGUGAACGGGAGGGCCAGGAUCCCUGGCAAACUGGCAAAUGGGUCUGCUGCUAAUGAGUCAGGGAAGACUGACAAAGUGGGAUCAUCUGGCACGCAGAGCUCGCCAGCUGGCUUGAAUGGGAGCUCCUCCAUAAGCCGGAGCUUAGAACUGAUCCAGCCCAAGGAGCCGAGCUCAAAGCACAUCUCCCUCUGCCACGAACUGCACACCCUCUUCAGAGUGAUGUGGUCUGGCAAGUGGGCCCUCGUGUCCCCCUUUGCCAUGCUGCACUCCGUGUGGAGCCUGAUCCCGGCCUUCCGGGGCUACGAUCAGCAGGACGCUCAGGAAUUCCUCUGCGAGCUGUUGGAUAAAGUCCAGCAGGAGCUGGAGUCGGAAGGAACGAAGCGCAGGAUCCUCAUCCCCUUCUCGCAGAGGAAGCUCACCAAGCAGGUCCUCAAGGUGGUCAACACCAUCUUCCAUGGGCAGUUGCUCAGCCAGGUCACCUGCAUCACGUGCAACUACAAAUCCAACACCGUGGAGCCCUUCUGGGACCUUUCCUUGGAGUUCCCCGAGCGCUACCACUCCCUGGAGAAGGGCAUUGUGCCCGUGCAGCAGGCAGAGUGCCUGCUCACCGAGAUGCUGGCCAAGUUCACCGAGACCGAGGCGCUGGAGGGGAGGAUCUACGCCUGCGACCAGUGCAACAGCAAACGGCGAAAGUCUUCUCCUAAACCUCUUGUUCUGAGUGAAGCUAAAAAGCAGUUGCUGAUCUACAGACUACCUCAGGUCCUCCGGCUGCACCUUAAACGCUUCAGGUGGUCUGAGCGCAAUCACCGCGAGAAGAUCGGGGUCCAUGUCCUCUUUGACCAGGUAUUAAACAUGGAACCUUACUGCUGCAGGGACUCCCUCUCCUCCCUUGGCAAGGAGACCCUUGUGUAUGACCUCUCGGCUGUGGUGAUGCAUCACGGGAAGGGGUUUGGCUCAGGACACUACACAGCUUAUUGCUACAACACGGAGGGAGGGUUUUGGGUCCACUGCAAUGACUCCAAGCUGAAUGUAUGUAGUGUGGAGGAGGUGUGCAAGACCCAGGCCUACAUUCUCUUUUACACUCAAAGAACGGUGCAGGACGAAGCAGGAAUCUCAGAAAAACAACUCCAAGCUCAGGUGCCACCCAAAACCAGUGACAAGGACAGAAGACUGACAUUCCCAUGACGGGGAGCCCUGUCACUCCAUCAGCACGCUCAGCUCUUUCUGGAACCAUUGGUGUUCACAAAUUCCCUCCCGUGGGGAAGAACACUGGCUGCAGGAGGGGGAUCAGAGCAGGAUCGUUGCCACCCCGGGUCUGGGAAAGCCCACUGAGCUGGGGAGUUCUGACACGUCAGGUCGUUGUCAGAACCUUGGUUUUAAAGAGUCUCGUUGCUGAAUUAGGCUCACAGAAAGGAAAUUGGGAAGUUUGAUGCUGAAUUUCAUCUCAUCUCAGAGGAGCUGCGUGAGGUCUGUGACAAGUGAGCACAGCCAGGAAAGAGGAGCAUCCAGCUGGCUUCAGAGCCCUUCAGUCCCCACCAAUCCUGGGCAAACUGCAGCAGGAGCAGGUACAGUCCCUUCCCCUCCAGUGGCCAUUCCCACUGCCAGGGGAAUCACAGGCACUGCCUGCAAGGGAUUGGCUGCCCCGAGAGCUGUUCUUGCUGCAGAAAUGUGUAAGUUCUUCAUUCUUCCCCCAGGGCUCAGCUGCCCCUGUGACACCGAUUUCUCUGCCAUCAGCUGGGGGCAGAGCCCUGGCUGAAGCUUUGCCAGCAGCUCUGUGUGUCAGUGCCACUGGGGCUGUGUCACACUUCAUGGUUUAUUCUCUGGGCUGAACUCAACUGGCAGCUAAAUUCACUCAGAAUGUGAUUUUAAUACAGUUCUUCUCUGGAGAAAGUGUGUUCAAACACAAAAAAAAAAACCUGUAAUAAACCAGGAACGUACCUGUGUGCCAGAUCUGGCAGCAAAACCAAAACCUGUGCUCCAGGUUUCUGCUGGAGGGGCAUCACUGUCCCCAGGAUUAGAAAGUCUGUGGCUUGCACAGCUGUGGCAGCAGAAGUUGGUGGUGUGGAGGCAUCUCACAGUGGCAAAUCACUCUUUAUUACAAAUGUGGCUCGUUUUCCUCAGGGGAGCAGUGGUGGGAGUGCCACAGUGUGGGGCAGAGCUGGAUUCUGUCACUGCCUCUGGAGGGGGAACAGUCAGUAGUUGUGGUUGUCACACGAGCCCAGAGCAGGGGAAGGUGGCCCUGGAUCCAGGCAGUGCCCAGAAUUCCCCCUGUGAGGUUUUUGUUCCUGCUGGGCCAUCAAGGGAAGGAAUGUAGUUAAAUCUCAAAAUUCCACGUUGAGUUGGAAAGGCUGCAAAAAUGUCUGUAUCUGAAAUCAUCCUGAUUUUAGAAUCCUGUGAGAAACACAGAGCCUUAGUGGACUAUUUGUAGUCACUUCUCAGCCUACAGUUGCACCUCAGGUGUGUUUUUGUAAUUUGGGGUUUGGCUGUUCACGUUUCAUGUUUUAACCUGAAUAUGGAACUGCAAAAAAAAAAAAAACAAACCCAAACAAAAACCCAACACGUGAUGUCUUUCAAUCUUGGUUAUUUUUUUAAUUGUUAAAAGGUGAAAUAAUCUAAAAUACGAGGUUCUUCAAAAAAAUGGUUCCAUUUUCAGGUAGGGAAGUUCCCAAAGUGUGUUUCUCCUCCUUUCAUCCUUGUCAGUGUUUGCCCCUCAGACACACACGCUGUCGUGGGAGGGGUGAAAAGGGAACCCUCCCAAAUCCCACUCCUCUUCCCACUGCCACUCCUGGGACUUUUACCCCCCUGUCCUUGGGCAAGUUGAGCACAGCAAGAAGAAAUUUGGGUUGUGCCAGAGCUCAGCAUCACACGAGGGCUCUUCUGCCCUUCGAGUUUCCCAUUUCCUGUGCUCUUGACCAACAUGCUGCUUUUUUGAGCCUAAAAGAAUGUCUUUUUGACAGUUCAGUGUCGUUCUGAGACCAGAUACUCUUUAUUUUUUGGAGACAGUCCUGAUGAAAAAGGUAUAGUUUUGGUUCUCUAAAUGUUGCAAGGGCUGGAAGGAUUCAUGAAUGUCUUUGUGUUUACUGGGUGGGGGACUUUUGGUGCUGCCAGUAAAUGAAAUCAGUAAUGAUGCAAAAAAUGUAAAAUAGGCCAAACUGAGAUCCAAUAGCAACAAAUGGGACUGCAGGGGAAGCUGAGUUGGGCUCAGCCAGGGAGAAGUUGACAUUCCUGAAGGAAUCAGAAGUGCUUGUGAUUGUCAGACACGUGAUGGAUUCGUUCUGGAGCAGAAUAUGUUCUGUGAGGCAGAGAAAAUUCAAAUUAAAGGCAAAAUAGUGCUUAGAAACACCUCAUCUGAGGUGUUUUCCCCAUACUUGUGUCCUUCCAGGCCUGCCUGCCUGCCCUUUAAGGGGAUUAUUUGUGGUUUGCUCUGCUCCCAACUGGCCCUUGGGUUCCCUCCCUGCAUCCCAAAGCCAUGCUGGCCCCUUUUUUGGAUAAAAAUCCCAUAGAAAGGCAAACCCACUGCAGCUUGAGUUGUUCCUGCAGCGAGCCCAGGCUCUGUGCCAUCAGUGCUCAUCUUUUGACUGAGUGUUUGGCAUUAAUCUUGGAAUUCAGCUGGAAUUGCAGCUGUCAGGGGGGGUCACAGGGAGCUGGGAGUGUUCCCGCAGCCAGGGUUUGUAGGAUUCGAGGUGACAUCUCUAGUCAUGAGUCUCCAAGGGGCAUCAGCUGAGCUGGGGAGAUCCUGCAGCCAGGAAAACGAUAGCCCUGAUAGGGAAGGAAUGAAGUAAACUCAGAUAAACCUGCCUUUUCCAACACUGUGAGGUUUCUGGAGUAUUUAGCUUUUCUUUGGAAGCGACAGCGUAUGGCACUUUUGAUGCUGGUUGGUUUAUAGUUGGCUCCUGCAGGCUUGAGACAGGCAGAGCCCAAGGCUCCCUCCAUGUGGGCACUGUUUUAGAGUGUCCUGUUUGCCAGGAAGUCUCAUGGAAGUCACCCCCUCCAUCAGGAAGGUGAAAAUACUGCUUGGAAUUCCAGGGAAGCCACUGAGGUGUGUCUGACAAGGGGCGGCCUCCAAAGCAGAUCUGCCCCUGCUUAACCAUGUGGCUUCCAAUUCUGCCCCUGCCCUGAUGCAGAUUUAGAAUUAAUUCCAGUUUUAGGCUCUGUUAGAAUUAAUUAUUAGAAUUAAUACCAGUUUUACAGGUAGAUGAGGUGACUCAGCUCCUGUGAGGAGUUCAGCAGUCACAGCUGGGAGUGCAAACCAAGUGUCUGCAGCACAACCCCCUUUGUUUUGGUCCAACUGGGAGUAAGCCUGUUGUUCCAUGUGCUGGGAGUCCUGUCCUGGGGACCCACUCUGGCAGCAGGAGCCGUUUGCCUUGAGAGAUGCUCGGAGCAAGUGGGAGGUUCGUGGCACCUCCCAGGUUGUUGUGUGAGGAGCAGGAAGUCAGGCUUGGGAUGUGCAGCCGUUGGGAGGGAACUGUUCCCAGCAUAUCCUUAUCCCAUCCAACCUGUGACUAAAUGGGAUUUCCUUAAUUCUUAAGAGAGAAGAAUCUUCAUGUAUCCAUGGCCAGGUGUCAUCCAGCAUCUGCUGUAGCAGUUGGAAGCCACUUUACUGUAGGUAACUUUUUUCCACUAGCAAGUUGGUUACAUAAAUUUGCCUUUAUUAUCCCUUUUCCUGCCUGUAUUCCCAAGUUAAACUAUGCAUUCCACAAAAAAAAAACAGUUUCUCUGCAAAGCACUGAAAAAACCUUCCAAUUUUUUACCCCCAAAUAAGUCUCUGGUUCAGGUUCCUGGCAGGGGGCUGUUGGCACAGGCUGGACAGGAGAGGAGUUUUCCCUCGGUAUGGAAUCCCCUGGCAGCCCUCGUGAAAACAAGAGGGAAGUGCUUGUUUGGGUGAGGAGCCAAGCUGGAGCUUGGGUGGAUUCCCUGGAUUUUUCAGUGGAUUUAAGUCAGAACAGCCUCGUGUUUCUGCUCCAGCUCCAUUCCUGACAUCACUAAUGAGUUGAGCUGACUUGUGCCAGGCUGGGAGUGUCCUCCUCAAGGACACUGCCAGGCAGCAGCAAGUGAGAGAGAAUCCAGUUAAUCAAUUAAUUAAUUAAGGGCUAAAAGGAUGGUGAAGGCUCUAGAGAGGCAGCCAUGGGAGGGGUGGCUGAGGGCACUGACUGGGCUUGUUCAGCCUCGAGACUGAGGGGAGACCUCAGGGGGCUGCAGGUUCCUCACGAGUCCAGCUCUGAUCUCUGCUCCUGGGAGCAGGGACAGGCCCCAGGGAAGGGCUGGAGCUGUGCCAGGGCAGGCUCAGGUUGGA